AUGUCUGUUCCUUUUCCUGAGCCGGUGUCUGUUCCUGUGCCGAUGUCUACUCCUGUUCCUGAGCCGAAGCCAGUGUCUGUUCCUGAGCCUGUUCCAGUGUCCCCCGACAAGAUGGCCGCUGCCGGAUCGGUGUCUGUUCAUGUGCCUGACCCGGUGUCUGUUCCUGAGCCGGUUCCUGUUCCUGUACCGGUGUCUGUUCCUGUGCCGAUGUCUGUUCCUGUGCCGAUGUCUACUCCUGUUCCUGAGCCAGGCUCGGUUCCUGUUCCGCCUUGGUUUUCACCGCCAUGGCCGCCCGAAGGGUCGUCUCCAUCAUGGUCACUCGAAUGUAUCGUGGCCGCCUGA
Molecule: messenger RNA, 342 nt
Organism: Rhinichthys klamathensis goyatoka
Lineage: Eukaryota; Metazoa; Chordata; Actinopteri; Cypriniformes; Leuciscidae
Product: E3 ubiquitin-protein ligase RNF12-B-like
Exons: 1
Coding region: 1-342 (113 amino acids)
Source: RefSeq, a predicted model, not a curated record